This is a messenger RNA of Thecamonas trahens ATCC 50062, 998 nucleotides long. RefSeq lists its product as uncharacterized. The record is from RefSeq and is a predicted model, not a curated record. The coding region runs from base 1 to 834 and encodes 277 amino acids. The transcript has a single exon. NCBI's taxonomy places the organism in Eukaryota, Apusomonadida, Apusomonadidae.
AUGGCAGAUCUCGAGGCUGCCCUUGGUACAUCGGCCAUGGCCCGGCUUGCGGCGCUGCUUGCGCGGGCCGAGGACGGCGAUGCCAACAACGACGACGAGGGCGCGAGCAGCGGGCGGGCCGGGCGCGGGCAGCGCGCCAGUGGCAAAAAACCGCACCAGCGUGUCACCAAGCGAUGCCUGCCGGCGGUCAUUUCGACGGCACAGACGCUGCCGGACGGGACGAUGCUCAUGCGACGAGUUGUGGAGCGAUUUUCCCGGCCGCCGCUCUCGCCGCGAAUCCAGGCCAUUGUUGAUAGAGCGUCGGCGGCCAACGCCGCGGCGUUGGGUGCGAGCGGAGCAGCGAAAGCCUCGCCCCACCAGGCUUGCGGCCGCGAGGUACCGCAAACUCAAGGCAGCAGAGGCAGGAGCUCGUCAAGCAAGUCGACGCGACCACGUCCCUCGGGCCGGGUGGCGUCCGAAGCCAUCGGGGCCAUGACGGUGGACGAGGCAUGCGAGCGAAUGGACGAGAUUGAGGCACUGCUGCACAAUCUCCCCGAGUCGCUGCAAAUCCAGGUACGGCAGCAGUACAGUGUGCUGCGCCAGGUCAACCCGGCGCACUCUUUGUACAUGUGCCCUGCGUGCCCGUACGGGACGGCCAAGGCAACCAACAUCAAGCGGCACCGACAGUCGUUUAACCACUUUGGCGCCGAGGCCGGUAUUUCUCCCAUCCAGCUGAUUAAGGUCAAGCUGCCGCCGAUCCAUGUGCGCGGGGAGGCGCGGGCCGCGCAGGUGAAGGCGGCGCUGGCAAAGCAGGCGCGCAAGCUCAAGGCAAUGGCAGCAGGGCGGUAUGCGUAGCAAGAGUCCGAUGUUCAUUCCGAGGCGGGCAGAGACGACUGCAGCCCAGGGUCACCAAUCGUCGAGGUAGAUGCACUUUGCGGGCGAGAUGAUGCCGUCUUCGUGACAGUCGCCAAAGACCGGACAGUGGCCACAAGGCGUGUGCGUAAAGCCAUUGUACGUCG